UCCUGUCCAGACUAGUGCAUUCUGAUUAACAAUGUCCUCAAGAAGCACAGAAUUGUUGAUAAUCCUAACCUUAGUGUCUGGCUCAGCUGCUCUGUAUUGUUUGUCCUGUACUGAUUCUGUUUCUCCAAGACAUUGUCACACGGUCAGAAAAUGCAGCGAAGGGGAGGUAUGUUUUACGGAGUCUCACACCACUGAGAAUGGUGCGGUUGUGUAUGACACAGGAUGUGCUACUUCACAGAAAUGUCGAACGAAACGUGUCCGCCCUGAUAAACUGAAGAGCCUGCACGGCGUGGAUCCACAUUAUCACCAUUCUCAGUGUAUGGAAUGCUGUACCUCUCAUCUGUGUAACAACCAGGGAUGUGGACAACCAGGAUAUCCAAUGACCCGUGGACCUGCCUGUUUUGACUGCCAACAGGUAUCCGACCCUAUGCUAUGUGAUAAAAUAAAAGUUUGCGACAUGAACCAGGUGUGCUAUCUUCAAAAGGAAGUUGAAUUUGGAGACGUCCUCUUCACGUCAAGUUGCAUCAACAAACAUGCUUGCACAUCGGAUGUGGAUGUAUUUGGAAAACGAAAUCUUCAAAGCUGUUCUAAAUGCUGUCUGGCUGAUUUAUGUAAUGAUGAAUGCGGUGAUAUGACCCAUCCUCCUUCCACGCCAGGUUCCUUAUUGGUAUCGACAACAACACUUACACCAUCAAGUACUCAAGUACCAAGAUCAAUGGGUAGUAGAGGUGAGGAGUUUCUGAUCUUAUUUAUGAAAAAUCAUCUUUUAGCGAUGGGGAACUUGAGUGUUUACAUAACGACAGACAAUGAAACAACAAUUAAAAUAUUUACAUCUCCUCGUUUGAAUGCAAACAUUAAAUCGGUUAUUAAUUUUACGUCCAGCUUAACGCUAGGUCUCCCUAUAGACCUUGUUUGUGAAUAUUUUACUGUUGAACCUAAAGGUUUAAUACUACAGACCUCUGAAUUAUCAUCUAUAACAAUCUUUGAUCGUUUUGGUAUGGACACAAAUGAUGGGACACUUAUAAUUCCAACAAGGAAACUCUCGAACAAAUAUAUUAUUUCUUCAACUGACCCAUAUACUACGGAAAGUUAUUACUAUAGUCAGUUUGCUAUAGGUGCACUCUAUAACAGGACAUUUGUAGAGAUAACAUUCAAAUUUAAGGACAACACUCCUCUCACUAUACAGGGUAAAUCAUACAGAGACGGAGAUGUUUUCAACGUGAUGUUAGAAAGAUUUGAUACAUUACAAAUUGCGCAUACCACAGAUCUCUCCGGCUCCUUCAUAACGUCCAACAAACCUGUCACAGUUUUCUCUGGAAAUAGAUGUCAGCGUUUGAAAUAUGGUUGCAGUCACAUGGUAACACAACUUCCUCCGACAACCGAAAUAGAUACUAAAUAUAUUAUACCUCCUUUCUACACCAAUGACGGGACUUUAAUUCAAGUACUUAGUGAGAAUGGUAGUUCAGUUAACUCAAGUGUUGGAAGCAGCGUUUCAAACUUUCAUUUAAAUGAAAAAGGAUACAAGAAUAUUGAAGUAACUUCAAAUGUGACAACAGUUAUAGAAUCAGAUCAACCUGUCCUUGUUACUGCUUUCGGAAUGGGUAAUAAGUCCAGUAAUUAUCAUCCGUACAUGACGGUCGUACCAGGAAUCCACCAGUAUCUCGAUUACUACAAGGUAGCUGUACCAGCAGGAUAUGCAGAAAAUUUUAUCUGCUUGAUUGUUCCAUCGCAAUCUCUGAACAACCUACGCAUUAACGGAUUUUCUGUAUAUCAUUACACCGUUGUAUAUCAGAGCGCAUUGACAUUAGCAAAAUCGUUCAGUGUUCGUACCUUAAAAGUCCAAAGUGGAACUAUUGUUUUGUCAACAUCUGAUGCAUCACAAUUUGGACUUAUUGUUUAUGGUCAUCGGAUUGCUGAUGGUUACGGUUUUGCGGGAAAUUUUGUCCUCCCAUAAACGUUAAAAAAUGAAUUCAAAGUGUUUACUUUGUUAGUGAAUAUUAAUAUUGUAUUUGACAUGAAUAUUAAUUCAAUAUAAGCGU
Molecule: messenger RNA, 2039 nt
Organism: Saccostrea cuccullata (small rock oyster)
Lineage: Eukaryota; Metazoa; Mollusca; Bivalvia; Ostreida; Ostreidae
Product: IgGFc-binding protein-like
Exons: 10
Coding region: 32-1954 (640 amino acids)
Source: RefSeq, a predicted model, not a curated record